AAAACAAAAAGAAAAAGGAAAAUUUAGGAAAGAGAAGUUGAUAGCCCUUUGAAAAUUCGCAGUGAUAAAGUAAGAAAAUUGGCUUCCAACGAUCGUCAUCAUCGUCGUGGUCACUUUGAGUUCUUGGUGCGAGUAACAAUGGAGAAAGGGAAAAGCACCAGCAAGAACAAGAAAAAGAACAGGCCAGCAUCCUCAAGUGCCAUAACUAAGGAGCAAUUCGUUUCCACCAUGACCCCUUUAAUUGAUUUGGAAAAGGGUGCUGAACUAUCAGUUUCUAUGUGCUCUGCUGAAACGAGGAGUUUGGAUUCUGCUCAGAAGAAGGGCUCUACUAUUCUUAAUUUAAAGUGUGUUGAUGUCCAGACAGGUUUAAUGGGCAAGACGCUUCUGGAGUUUCAAUCAAACAAAGGGGACAUCCUUCCGCCUCACAAGUUUGGCACUCAUGACAUUGUUGUUCUGAAACCAAGCAAAGCUGUUUUAGGAUGUCCUGCACUUGGACAGGGAGUUGUCUACAGACUAAAGGACUCAUCUAUUACUGUUGCAUUUGAUGAUGUCCUAGAAGAAGGUCUGAAUAAUCCUUUACGCCUUGAGAAACUGGUAAAUGAGGUGACUUACCGUCGGAUGAAAGACACAUUGAUACAAUUGAGUAAAGGUGUGCUGAAAGGACCUGCCUCUAACUUAGUUCCUGUCCUUUUUGGGGAGAGACAACCAACAAUGUCUAAGAAGGAUGUCAAUUUCACUCCUUUAAAUCGCAACCUUGAUCACUCGCAGAAAGAUGCCAUUUCGAAGGCGCUUUCAUCCAAGGAUGUAUUUUUGCUGCAUGGGCCUCCUGGAACUGGGAAAACAACCACUGUUGUUGAGAUUAUUUUGCAGGAAGUCGAACGUGGUUCAAAGAUUCUUGCAUGUGCUGCUUCAAAUAUUGCUGUUGAUAACAUUGUUGAGAGACUUGUUCCACACAGAGUGAAAUUGGUGAGAUUGGGACAUCCUGCACGUAUGCUUCCACAAGUAUUGGACAGCGCUCUAGAUGCCCAGGUUCUACGUGGUGAUAAUAGUGCUCUUGCAAAUGACAUCCGCAAGGAGAUGAAGGCAUUGAAUGGGAAAUUAUUAAAAGCUAAAGAUAGAAAUGCAAAGAGGGACAUCAGGCGGGAACUCAAGUCUCUUUCCAGAGAAGAGCGUAAAAGACAGCAGCUAGCAGUAGCAGAUGUUAUUAAGAAUGCAGAUGUAGUGCUGACGACAUUGACUGGGGCAUUGACCAAAAAGCUGGAUGGUUUAUCAUUUGAUGUGAUUAUUAUUGAUGAAGCUGCUCAGGCACUGGAAAUAGCAUGCUGGAUUGCUUUAUUGAAGGGUUCAAGGUGUAUAUUGGCUGGAGACCAUCUCCAGCUUCCUCCAACCAUUCAAAGUGUAGAAGCAGAGAAGAAAGGGCUGGGAAAGACACUUUUCGAACGUUUAGCAGAUUUAUAUGGAGAUGAAAUCAUGUCAAUGCUCACUGUUCAGUAUCGCAUGCAUGAACUGAUUAUGAACUGGUCAUCUGGAGAGCUGUAUGAAAAUAAGAUUGAAGCCCAUUCAAGUGUUGCUAGCCAUAUGCUAUAUCACCUUGAGGAUGUGAAGAAAUCACCUUCCACAGAAAAUGCCCUUCUACUCAUAGACACAGCUGGGUGUGACAUGGAAGAAAAAAAGGAUGAGGAAGAUAGCACAUUAAAUGAAGGUGAAGCUGAGGUUGCCAUUGUCCAUGCAAAGAGACUUGUUGAAAGUGGAGUCCAAGCUUCUGAUAUUGGACUAAUCACUCCUUAUGCGGCACAGAUGGUUGUGCAGGUCGUUUUCUUGAAAACUCUCAAAAGCUAUGUAGAAAAAUUAAAAGAAAUGGAGAUUUCCACUGUUGAUGGUUUCCAGGGUCGAGAAAAAGAAGCUAUUAUCAUUUCUAUGGUUCGAUCAAACUCAAAGAAAGAGGUGGGAUUUCUUAGUGACAGAAGGAGAAUGAAUGUUGCUGUGACACGAGCAAGGAGACAGUGCUGUCUUGUAUGUGAUACUGAGACAGUCAGUGGUGAUAAAUUCUUGAAGAGGUUGAUUGAGUACUUUGAGGAGCAUGGUGAAUAUUUGAGUGCGUCUGAGUGCGGAAAUGAUUAGGAAUCUUGGUUAGAAGCAUCACUAUUAGUUGCCUGUUUUCAGUGCUGCAAACAGUCAAGAGAGCUCCAAAAUCCAUGCUGCUUAAUAGUUUGUAGUUGUAGGUUGUCAUCUGGGAUCAGGGGAUCAGGUCAUGAAAUGUCUAAAUCACCUUUCUUGUACUCUGCUAAAGUUUUUACUUGAUGUCUCAAUUUUUUAAGGCCAGUUUUUACUUGAUGUACUAUGUGAUUAUACCUACAUUGAUGUAAUUUGUUCUCGGAGGGAAGUCGUACUUUUAUUUUCCCCUA
This is a messenger RNA of Capsicum annuum, 2405 nucleotides long. RefSeq names its product DNA-binding protein SMUBP-2. The transcript has 15 exons. The coding region runs from base 139 to 2121 and encodes 660 amino acids. Gene Ontology annotation, molecular function: ATP hydrolysis activity; DNA binding; RNA binding. The record is from RefSeq and is a predicted model, not a curated record. NCBI's taxonomy places the organism in Eukaryota, Viridiplantae, Streptophyta, Magnoliopsida, Solanales, Solanaceae.